Molecule: messenger RNA, 840 nt
Organism: Budorcas taxicolor (takin)
Lineage: Eukaryota; Metazoa; Chordata; Mammalia; Artiodactyla; Bovidae
Gene: RNF7
Product: ring finger protein 7
Exons: 3
Coding region: 69-410 (113 amino acids)
Biological process (GO): ubiquitin-dependent protein catabolic process; protein ubiquitination
Cellular component (GO): Cul5-RING ubiquitin ligase complex; nucleus
Molecular function (GO): cullin family protein binding; zinc ion binding; ubiquitin protein ligase activity
Source: RefSeq, a predicted model, not a curated record
CACGGAGCCGCCAUAGCCGCCCUCCUCCCACGACCUAACGUCUCCGUCGCCGGCUCCGCGCCGCCGCUAUGGCCGACGUGGAAGACGGUGAGGAACCCUGCGCCCUGUCCUCUCACUCGGGGAGCGCAGGAUCCAAGUCGGGCGGCGACAAAAUGUUCUCUCUCAAGAAGUGGAACGCGGUGGCCAUGUGGAGCUGGGACGUGGAGUGCGAUACGUGCGCCAUCUGCAGGGUCCAGGUGAUGGAUGCCUGUCUUAGAUGUCAAGCUGAAAACAAACAAGAGGAUUGUGUUGUGGUCUGGGGAGAAUGUAAUCAUUCCUUCCACAACUGCUGCAUGUCCUUGUGGGUGAAACAGAACAAUCGCUGCCCUCUCUGCCAGCAGGACUGGGUGGUCCAGAGAAUCGGGAAGUGAGAGCAACCGAAGGUGCCCUUCAUGCAGUCAGUUGUUCAGAGUCCUGGUGGAUCUUGUUAUCAAGUGCCCUACAGUGGCUAGAACUCUCCAGGGGACUAAUUCUUCGAAUAGGAGAUGGAUCUGUGGUCUUUUGGGACUCAUCAAAGGCAUGGUUUAGCCUUUUUCAGUUUUAUUUUCAGAAAUUCUCUACAAUUAAGAUAAUUUAUUAAGGAUGGUCUUUCCUACCUCUGUAGUAUGUGUCUGACACACUGCUUAGAAGUGCUGUAAAGGAGAGGACUAUAAAUUGAACAACCUUCAUAAUUGACUUACCGAUAUCCAAGGAGUUAUUGAAGUGGUUCCGUUCAGAAGAGAAUUUUUUGCAUGCUUAUGGUUGAUCAGUUUUUUAAAAAGACAAUGUUAUAGUAACAAAUAAAGUACAGUUUAAAACCCA